Molecule: messenger RNA, 1446 nt
Organism: Cladophialophora carrionii CBS 160.54
Lineage: Eukaryota; Fungi; Ascomycota; Eurotiomycetes; Chaetothyriales; Herpotrichiellaceae
Exons: 3
Coding region: 1-1446 (481 amino acids)
Biological process (GO): transmembrane transport
Molecular function (GO): transmembrane transporter activity
Source: RefSeq, a predicted model, not a curated record
AUGGCCAUGGCAGAUGAGACACAAGCCGUGAUGCCGAUCGACACUCGACAAGGUGAUAUCGAGCAGGGGGAACGCUCUCAGCUUUCUCGCGUCAAGUCGUUGUACGCGCACCCAUGGACGCAAAUCAUCUUGAUCAGUCUGAUAUGCUUCUGUUGUCCUGGAAUGUAUAACGCUCUUGGGGGACUGGGAGGCUCUGGCCAAGUCGACCCUACUGUUGCCGCCAACGCCACCGUCGCGCUCCUCUCGGCAACUGCUGGGACUGCGCUGUUCGUUGUGGGGCCCCUGUUUUCCUACACAGGGCCUCGCAUAUGCUUCUUGCUUGGUGGCUGGACAUACGCAUUGUACAGUGGGAGCUUGCUGAAUUUCAACCACCACGACAAUGGUGCUUUUGUCAUUGCGUCCGGUGCCAUUCUGGGAGUCGGCGCUUCCAUGCUGUGGGUAGUACAGGGUGCCAUCAUGACCACUUAUGUCGCCGAGUCUCAGAAAGGUCGCGCGAUCGCGGUGUUCUGGAUCAUAUUCAAUCUCGGAGGCGGCGUCGGCAGUCUCGCAUCGUUCGGCCUCAACUUCCACUCCAAGUCAGGUACCGUGUCCGACUCGACAUACAUUGCAUUGAUGGUCAUUAUGCUCGUCGGCUGGGGUUUGGGGCUUUUCAUCUGCUCCCCCAAGCGCAUCCACCUCGCGCAGCUCCAUGCGGCGGUGGAAAGUGAGAAACACUCGUGGAAGGCCACGAUCGACAUUGCAGUGAAAACGAUGGCUAGUUGGCGUGUGUUCUGCAUGCUGCCAUUGUUCUUCUGCGCCAACGUGUUCUACUCGUACCAGCAGAACCAAGUCAACGGCAUGACUUUCAACAUCCGGACUCGCUCCCUGAACGGGUCUCUCUACUGGAUCGCCCAGAUGCUGGGUGGCCUGCUCAUCGGCGUCAUUCUUGACCUCCCUUUCCUUACCCGGCCUAUGCGAGCUCGCGUCGGCUGGGUCGUUCUGUUCGUCACGGGCAUGUCCAUCUGGGGAGGAGGAUAUGCUUUCCAGAAAUGGCAGGACAGGCGUCUCGCCGCCGGGCUCAAGCAAGACAUUGACUACACUCAGGGCUCGCUGUCGACCGGGCCUAUCUUCUUGUAUAUCUUUUACGGGGCGUACGACGCGCUCUGGCAAGGGUUCUGUUAUUGGCUCAUUGGGACGGAGUCAAACUCGACCUCCCGAGCGGCCAUUCUGGUCGGAGCAUACAAGACCUUCCAGGCCACUGGCGGUGCCAUGGCGUGGAGGAUUAACGCCUUGCACAAGAGUCCCAUGACGCAGCUUGGUAUGAACUGGGGUUUAUCCAUGGGGGCCUUGGUGAUUGUCCUGCCCACAGUCUGGACCGUCACGACCAUGACGAUCGAGAAGCCCGUCCGAGACCAAGAGCUGGAGAUGAAAAUUCAGGAGGUCGAGUCCCAGACGGGCAAGGAGUAA